Messenger RNA from Trachemys scripta elegans, 1433 nucleotides. It is a transcript of the gene NTSR1, whose product is annotated as neurotensin receptor 1. NCBI's taxonomy places the organism in Eukaryota, Metazoa, Chordata, Testudines, Emydidae. The transcript has 4 exons. Gene Ontology annotation, molecular function: G protein-coupled neurotensin receptor activity. Gene Ontology annotation, cellular component: plasma membrane. The record is from RefSeq and is a predicted model, not a curated record. Bases 213 to 1433 code for a protein of 406 amino acids. Gene Ontology annotation, biological process: neuropeptide signaling pathway.
CGCAGCCCCUUGUGCCGCUGGAUUUUGUGAAUCGAGCUGGGCGGGCUCUCGCUCCCCCUCCGGGCGCCGCCUUCUCCGGCGCAUUUAAACGAGCCAAGUUUCCACUCCGCUUCUUAGUGGCAGCGUUCCACCCUCGCAGCCUGGCGGAGCGCUGGGUACCACGCGGGGCAGCCUCCUUCGCCAAGCAUCCCUCGGCCGCCCGGCUCCUGACCAUGCACCUGAACGCAACUUCUUCGUGGCAGCAGCACCCGAGCCCGUUUCACCUGCAGCCCCCGGGCGAUGCGGCCGGGAACGUCUCCAACAGCUCGGAUCUGUACUCCGAAGGGCCGGACGAGGAAGAUCUGGAUGUGAACACCGACAUCUACUCCAAAGUCAUGGUCACGGUCAUCUACCUGGCUCUCUUCCUGGUGGGCACCAUCGGCAACUCCAUCACCGCCUACACCCUGGUGCGCAAGAAGUCCCUGCAGAACCUGCAGAGCACGGUGCACUACCACCUGGCCAGCCUGGCUUUCUCUGACCUGCUCAUCUUCCUCCUGUGCAUGCCCAUCGAGCUGUACAACUUCAUCUGGGUGCACCACCCCUGGGCCUUCGGGGACGCCGUCUGCAAAGGGUACUACUUCCUGAGGGAUGCCUGCACUUACGCCACCGCCCUCAACAUCGCCAGCCUCAGCGUGGAGAGGUACAUGGCCAUCUGCCAUCCCUUCAAAGCCAAGAGCAUCAUGUCCAGGAGCAGGACCAAGAAGUUCAUCAGCUGCAUCUGGGUGGCCUCUUUCCUGCUGGCCAUCCCCAUGAUCUUCACCAUGGGCGAGAUCUAUGGCAGGGACCAGCAGCCGGACUCUCUGAUCUGUACCACCAUUGUGGAAGCCUCCACGCUUAAGACUGUCAUUCAGGUCAACACGUUCAUCUCCUUUGUGUUUCCAAUGGUCGUCAUUUCUGUCCUGAAUAGUAUCAUCGCCAACCAGCUCAUCAUCAUGUUCAAGCAAGCGGCACAAGAAAACCAGGUCUGCAUUAUUGGAGGACAGCAGGCGAUGCUCAGCAUGUCCAUGGAGCCCAGCCGUGUGCAAGCUCUGAAGCACGGAGUGAGAGUCCUGCGUGCUGUUGUGAUUGCCUUUGUGGUCUGCUGGCUUCCUUAUCAUGUACGGCGUCUCAUGUUUUGCUAUGUUCCAGCAGAUCACUGGACAGAGUUCCUUUAUAAUUUCUACCACUACUUCUACAUGUUGACAAAUGUCCUCUUCUACGUCAGUUCUGCCAUCAACCCCAUCCUCUACAACCUGGUAUCCGCAAACUUCCGCCAGAUCUUCCUCUCCACGCUCAUGUUCCUGUGCCUGCCAUGGAGAAAGAAGAAAAAGAGACCCAGCUUCACCAGGAAGUCCAACAGCAUCUCUAGCAACCAUACGUUUUCCAGCCAAGUCACUAGGGAAACGACAUACUGA